This is a messenger RNA of Penaeus monodon (black tiger shrimp), 1911 nucleotides long. Its product is annotated as ATP-binding cassette sub-family D member 3-like. The record is from RefSeq and is a predicted model, not a curated record. NCBI's taxonomy places the organism in Eukaryota, Metazoa, Arthropoda, Malacostraca, Decapoda, Penaeidae. The transcript has 15 exons. Gene Ontology annotation, molecular function: ABC-type transporter activity; ATP hydrolysis activity; ATP binding. Gene Ontology annotation, cellular component: peroxisomal membrane. The coding region runs from base 118 to 1911 and encodes 597 amino acids. Gene Ontology annotation, biological process: fatty acid beta-oxidation; long-chain fatty acid import into peroxisome; peroxisome organization.
UGGCCCGAUCAGCUGAGCCAGUGCCGGGCCGAGGGCGAGAGAGGUAGGUGUUGCGCCGUUUGCUCUGCCUCGACACACCUGUUUUCAGGACACCGGCACAAAUAACCAGCAACAAACAUGGUUAUCCUGAGUAAAUUGUCGACAAUUGCUCAGUCUCGAGAUGCCCGUUUCUUCGGUGCUGCUUCUUCGACAGCUUUCCUGUACUGGCUCUACAGUACCUCAAAAUCUGGUGGGAAGAGGUCCAUGAACAAAGAUGAAGUGAAGUUUGUGGUCAAUGAUUCUGGUGGAGCAGGUGACAAGAAGAAAGUUCAGGUGAACAAGGAAUUCUUCAGAUCCCUUAAAGGCAUCCUGCGCAUAUUAGUGCCAGGUGUUUGGAGUCCAGAGUCGGGCUACCUUAUCUUGGUAGCUUUCUCGCUUAUUGUACGAAGCAUGUGUGACAUUUGGAUGAUUCACAAUGGAACACUUAUUGAAAGUUCAAUCAUCUCAAAGGACUUGAACCGGUUUUUAAGAUUCUUGGUAGAACUUAUGCUUGCUAUGCCUGCAAUUUCUUUGGUUAAAAAUGUCCUGAAAUUUGGGCUUUCUCUUUUCCAUUGGAAAACAUUUUCUUCUGAGAGCUCAAAGAAACUACUUCAUUUUUCUCCUGACUGCAGAGGCUUCACUUACUACAAGAUGAACAACUUGGACAGCCGAAUCAGCAAUGCCGACCAGCUUUUGACUCAGGACGUGGAGAAGUUCUGUGACUCGGUGGUGGAGCUCUACUCCAACAUCAGCAAACCAAUCCUCGACAUACUCAUCUAUGUUCAAAAGGGGCCCCACAAGCUAUUGGGGGCACAGGCUCCUGGGAUAAUGAUCAUGUACCUCAUUCUGUCCGGGACCCUCCUCACACACCUCCGAAGACCGAUCAGCCGCUUAACCGCAACGGAACAGCGACUGGAGGGCGAGUUUCGGUUUGUGAAUUCUCGCCUGAUCACCAACUCUGAGGAGGUGGCGUUCUACCAAGGGAAUUACCGAGAGAAGAAGAAUAUCGACUCCUCCUUCAAUCGCUUGGUGAAUCAUCUUCGAUCAUUUAUUUCAUUUAGAUUCAACAUGGGAUUCAUUGACAACAUCAUUGCAAAAUACCUUGCAACGUGUGUUGGAUUUUCUGUCGUGGCCUAUCCUUACCUUACACCCUCGUCACGUCUGGCUAACAGUGACUACAAGAACCGCAUGCAGGACUACUACAGAAGUGGAAGAAUGCUCGUCAAACUAGCAGAGGCCAUUGGACGGCUUGUGCUAGCUGGGCGAGAGCUGACACGACUUGCUGGUUUCACGUCCCGCGUGCAGGAGCUGCUUACGGUGCUCAAAGAUCUGAACAAUGGAAAAUAUCAGCGCACUAUGCUGGAGAACAAGCAGUGCAAUGGUGUGCUUGGCAAACCUCUGAUCCCUGGCUCUGGGAGAGUCAUCAAUGAGGACAACGUGAUUCGCUUUGAGAACGUGCCCCUUGUUACCCCCAAUGGAGAUGUUCUGGUCCGAGAGCUGAACUUUGAGGUCAAAUCUGGGAUGAAUGUCCUUGUCUGUGGCCCAAAUGGCUGUGGCAAGUCAUCCCUCUUCAGAAUUCUGGGAGAGCUCUGGCCAGUGUUUGGAGGGACAGUAACCAAACCAAGUGCUGGCAAGCUGUUCUACAUCCCACAGCGACCCUACAUGACUUUGGGGACUCUCCGGGAUCAGGUUAUAUACCCUGACUCACAUAGUGACAUGAUUGCACGAGGGAUCACGCACGACAACCUCCGAGAGCUCCUACAGCAGGUACAGCUCACUCACAUCCUUGACGUGAAGGAGGCUGGGAUGCCGUUGCAGAUUGGAUGGACGUCUUGUCAGGUGGAGAAAAACAGAGGAUUGCAGUACACCUGCAUGGACUUUAGCUUGUUGUAA